CUUCUCCUCGCUGCCACCUCGGCCAGUCAGACCCGGAGACACCUGUCACUACCUCCUCAGCCUUCCCAAGCCAGGAGCCUGGGAGUCCGGCUCUGGCCUACCUCCGGCAGCGCUCCUAGGCGCAGCUCCCGGGCUGGCGGCGCCGGGGCCCGCCCCCUAGGGCUGCGGCGCGCGGGGCGGGGGCUGGGGGCUGCGCGGGGCGGGGCGGGCCCGGGCGCUCCGGGCCCCCUCCCCCGCCCCCCUGACGUCAGCCCCCGGCAGCCUCGAGCUGCUCACUUGGCUCUCGCCCUCCGGCCGGGAAGCAUGGGGCUUCCCAGGCUGGUCUGCGCCUUCUUGCUCGCCGCCUGCUGCUGCUGUCCUCUCGUCGCGGGUGUGCCCGGAGAGGCUGAGCAGCCUGCGCCUGAGCUGGUGGAGGUGGAAGUGGGCAGCACAGCCCUUCUGAAGUGCGGCCUCUCCCAGUCCCAAGGCAACCUCGGCCAUGUCGACUGGUUUACUGUCCACAAGGAGAAGCGGAUACUCAUCUUCCGUGUUCGCCAGGGCCAGGGCCAGAGCGAACCUGGGGAGUACCAGCAGCGGCUCAGCCUCCAGGACAGAGGGGCUACUCUGGCCCUGACUCAAGUCACCCCCCACGACGAGCGCAUCUUCUUGUGCCAGGGCAAGCGCCCUCGGUCCCAGGAGUACCGCAUCCAGCUCCGCGUCUACAAAGCACCGGAGGAGCCAAACAUCCAGGUCAACGCCCAGGGCAUCCCUGUGAACAGUAAGGAGCCUGAGGAGGUUGCUACCUGUGUAGGGAGGAACGGGUACCCCAUUCCUCAAGUCAUCUGGUACAAGAAUGGCCGGCCUCUGAAGGAGGAAAAGAACCGGGUCCACAUUCAGUCAUCCCAGACUGUGGAGUCGAGUGGUUUGUACACCUUGCAGAGUAUUCUGAAGGCACAGCUGGUUAAAGAAGACAAAGAUGCCCAGUUUUACUGUGAGCUCAACUACCGGCUGCCCAGUGGGAACCACAUGAAGGAGUCCAGGGAAGUCACCGUCCCUGUUUUCUACCCAACAGAAAAAGUGUGGUUGGAAGUGGAGCCCGUGGGAAUGCUGAAGGAAGGGGACCGCGUGGAAAUCAGGUGUCUGGCUGAUGGCAACCCUCCACCACACUUCAGCAUCAGCAAGCAGAACCCCAGCACCAGGGAAGCAGAGGAAGAGACAACCAACGACAACGGGGUCCUGGUGCUGGAGCCUGCCCGGAAGGAACACAGUGGGCUCUAUGAAUGUCAGGGCCUGGACUUGGACACCAUGAUAUCGCUGCCGAGUGAACCACAGGAACUACUGGUGAACUAUGUGUCUGAUGUCCGAGUGAGUCCCGCAGCCCCUGAAAAACAGGAAGGCAGCAGCCUCACCCUGACCUGUGAGGCAGAGAGUAGCCAGGACCUCGAGUUCCAGUGGCUGAGAGAAGAGACAGGCCAGGUGCUGGCAAGAGGGCCUGUGCUCCAGUUGCACGACCUGAAACGGGAGGCAGGAGGCGGCUAUUGCUGCGUGGCGUCUGUGCCCAGCAUACCCGGCCUGAACCGCACACAGCGGGUCAGCGUGGCCAUUUUUGGCCCCCCUUGGAUGGCAUUCAAGGAGAGGAAGGUGUGGGUGAAAGAGAAUAUGGUGUUGAAUCUGUCUUGUGAAGCGUCAGGGCACCCCCGGCCCACCAUCUCCUGGAACGUCAACGGCACGGCAAGUGAACAAGACCAAGAUCCACAGCGAGUCCUGAGCACCCUGAAUGUCCUCGUGACCCCAGAGCUGUUGGAGACAGGUGUUAACUGCACGGCCUCCAACGACCUGGGCAAAAACACCAGUGUCCUCUUCCUGGAGCUGGUCAAUUUAACCACCCUCACACCAGACUCCAACACAACCACUGGCCUCAGCACUUCCACUGCCAGUCCUCAUACCAGAGCAAACAGCACCUCCACAGAGAGAAAGCUGCCAGAGCCAGAGAGCCAGGGCGUGGUCAUCGUGGCUGUGAUUGUGUGCAUCCUGGUCCUGGCGGUGCUGGGCGCCGUCCUGUAUUUCCUCUAUAAGAAGGGCAAGCUGCCGUGCGGGCGCUCAGGCAAGCAGGAGAUCACGCUGCCCCCGUCUCGUAAGAGCGAAUUUGUAGUUGAAGUUAAGUCAGAUAAGCUCCCAGAAGAGAUGGGCCUCCUGCAGGGCAGCAGCGGUGACAAGAGGGCUCCGGGAGACCAGGGAGAGAAAUACAUCGAUCUGAGGCAUUAGCCCCGAAUCACUUCAGCUCCCUUCCCUGCCUGGACCAUUCCCGGCUCCCUGCUCGCUCUUCUCUCAGCCGAAGCCUCCAAAGGGACUAGAGAGAAGCCUCCUGCUCCCCUCGCCUGCACAGCCCCUUUCAGAGGGCCACUGGGUCAGGACCAGAGCUGUCCUGAGGAUUUCACUUGGCCCUGGAAGGCCCGGUUUUCAGGGACCAGUCCACUACCAUCUCCACGUUGAGUGAAGCUCAUCCCAAGCAAGGAACCCCAGUCUCCCGAGUGGGUAGGAGAGUUUCUUGCAGAACGUGUUUUUUUCUUUACACACAUUAUAGCUGUAAAUACCUGGCUCCUGCCAGCAGCUGAGCUGGGUAGCCUCUCUGAGCUGGUUUCCUGCCCCAAAGGCUGGCUUCCAUCAUCCAUGUGCACCACUGAAGUGAGGACGCACCGGAGCCAGGCGCCUGCUCAUGUUGAAGUGUGCUGUUCACACCGGCUCCGGAGAGCACCCCAGCAGCAUCCAGAAGCAGCUGCAGUGUUGCUGCCACACCACCCUCCUGUCUGCCUCUUCAAAGUCUCCUGUGACAUUUUUUCUUUGGUCAGAAGCCAGAACUGGUGUCAUUCCUUAAAAGAUACGUGCCGGGGCUGGGCGCGGUGGCUCAUGCCUAUAAUCCCAGCACUUUGGGAGGCCGAGGCGGGCGGAUUACAAGGUCAGGACAUCGAGACCAUCCUGGCUAACACGGUGAAACCCCGUCUCUACUAAAAAUACAAAAAAAAUUAGCCGGCCAUAGUGGUUGGCGCCUGUAGUCCCAGCUACUCAGAAGGCUGAGGCAGGAGAAUGGUGUGAAUCCAGGAGGUGGAGCUUGCAGUGAGCCGAGAACGUGCCACUACACUCCAGCCUGGGUGACAGAGCCAGACUCCGUCUCGGGGAAAAAAAAAAAAAAAGAUAUGUGCCUGCAAUGAGGAAGCUGGGUACUGUUUUUGAGUUCAGGUGAAUUAGCCUCAAUCCCUCGUGUUCACUUGGCUCCCAUGGCCCUCUUGAUGGAUCACCUAAGACUGAAAGGCAGCGGGGAGUGGACAAAGAUGAGGUCUACACUGUCCUUCAUGGAGAAUUAAAGCUAUGGUUAUAUUAGCACCAAACUUCUACAAACCAAGCUCAGGGGCCCCAACCCUAGAAGGGCCCAAAUGACAGAAUGGUACUUAGGGAUGGAAAACAGGGGCCUGGCUAGAGCUUCCGGUGUGUGUGUGUCUGUGUGUAUGCAUACAUAUGUUUGUAUAUAUGGUUUUGUCAGGUGUGUAAAUUUGCAAAUUGUUUCCUUUAUAUAUGUAUAUAUAUAUAUAUAUAUGAAAAAUAAAGCUUAAUUGUCCCAGAAAUCUUA
Molecule: messenger RNA, 3604 nt
Organism: Symphalangus syndactylus (siamang)
Lineage: Eukaryota; Metazoa; Chordata; Mammalia; Primates; Hylobatidae
Gene: MCAM
Product: melanoma cell adhesion molecule
Cellular component (GO): plasma membrane
Molecular function (GO): laminin receptor activity
Source: RefSeq, a predicted model, not a curated record